AUUGAAUGAUUUUUUACUCUCUCGGAGCCUCCUGGCUAGGAUGGUUGCAGUGAGAGCAAGUGUUAUUAUUAGAGUACCAUUACUAACACUGAUUUGAAUAUGUGGGUCACCCCACAAAAAAAAACACUCACUAGGUCUACAAAAGAUCUUGAUUCCUGACAUUUCUCCACUUCAAAUGAGUCUUAUAGCACUUACCUUCCUCCAGGCACACCUCUCGGAGGCAUUGGUGGUAAUCUACUCGUAUUCUUUAACAGAACUUGCUUGUUCAAUGCCAUUUUACUCUGAAUAAUUCAAGCUGAGCUCUGUGCGCUAGCAGUCUGGCCAAUACGCCGCUAAAGCACACGCGGGCUGCGGCGGCGCGGCCGGGACAGGGCCGGGAUGUGGUACGGUAUACCAGGGUAUACCGUACCGUAUUGGUGGACCGACGCCGACCGACCAUGUACCGUACCAGUGCAUGCAGUGCAGUGGUGGUGGGCGGGGUCAAUUCUCAAUGGUCAAUGUGCUGACAUCGGGAAUGACUCAGCGAAAAGAACGCUUUCACUUGUACAAGAUCCUGCAAUGCAAGAGAUUUUACUCUGUUAUAUGAUAUCCAUUGUAGCAGUAUACUGCAUAGAAAACCAGGACAAAUAUUCAGUCGUCCAGCUGGACUCUUCACCUACCAAGUUCCACUUUGCAUCAGGAAACCUCUCCACUAACAAGAUGGCUGAUGAAGGUAUACCAAGGAAGGUUGUCAAGUCUGUAUUGAGUGUUGAACAGUCCGAGGGUGUUGGUGCCAAAGUCAGACGGAGCGUCGGCAGACCUGAGCUUCGUAACCUGGAUCCUUUCCUGUUGCUUGAUGAAUUCAGGGUUGCAGCUCCGGCUGGUUUCCCAGAUCAUCCACACCGAGGCUUUGAAACAGUGACAUACAUGAUAACAGGAUCAGGAACUCAUGAAGAUUUUGCAGGUCAUAAAGGAGUCAUGCAUGCAGGAGAUCUUCAGUGGAUGACUGCUGGUCGGGGUAUUGUCCACUCUGAGAUGCCCAAUGGAAAUGAUACUUCCCAUGGUCUUCAACUAUGGGUCAAUCUGGCCAAAGAAUUCAAGAUGGUGGAACCGGAAUAUCAAGAACUCCAAGCAAAGAAUAUUCCUCUUGGUGAGAAGGAUGGUGUGUCUGUAAAAGUCAUUGCUGGUGAAGCAUUGGGGAAAAAGGCCAAGGUACGAACCAGAACACCUACUACAUACCUUGAUUUCACAUUUGGAAGUGGAUCAAAGCUAAGACAGCCAGUCACUAAAGGUCACACAGCCCUAGUAUACAUCCUAUCUGGGAAGGCUCAGUUUGGAACUGGAGAAGACAAGAAAGAAGGGGAACCACAUAAUACCCUUGUUCUAUCUGAUGGAGACUUUCUAGAGGUGGAGAAUAUGGGAAGUGAACCAUGCCGUUUUGUGCUGAUAACAGGGAAACCAUUGAAUGAACCAAUUGUCCAAUAUGGUCCCUUUGUGAUGAAUACUGAUGAUGAAAUACAACAGGCAAUCUCGGACUAUCGCACUGCAAGGAAUGGAUUUGAGAAAGCAAGAACAUGGAAAUCAGAGACAGGCAAUGCCAACCGAUAAUUUAGAAUCAUGGCAUCUGUAGAAGUUUUGAAGACGUUUAACUGAUUUUGUAUUCUUUUCUGUUGUCAGUUUGUCAGAGACCUAACUUGAUUCACCUACAAAACUCAUCAUUACACUUUUAUAUAGACUGAACAAUAUAGUUCUUCAGCAUCAUUGUACAUCAAUUUUAAAAUAAUUUUAAUUUUGAUCUUGUAGUGACAUGAUUUUCCUUGUACAUCUAAUUUUUGUCAUUAUUUCACAGGAGAACUAUUGAUGAAUGUCAUAGAAUUCCUGUGAAAUUUAUGUAAGAAAAGAAGAAUAGUUUAAAGAAUAGGAGACCAUUGUGUGAUUGAUCAACUUGAAUUUAUUGAAGAAGGAAUGAAAAGGUUGUGUUUAGAAAGGUGGUAUCAAAUUGAAUUUUUCUUUGUGAAAAUGUGCACAGUGACUGAGAAUUUUGUACUUAAUUUCUUCAAAAUUAAAUGUUAUUCUUGUCAUCAAAUAGACUUUGAUAACCUUGUGUCUUCAACAGAUGUUAUUGUAUUCUACAUUCAUUGUUAAAUCAAAUUAGGCUAAACCUAUUAUUUGUAUUGAAUGAACUUGUCUUUCACGAGAAACUGCAUUUAUAAUGGAAAUGCAGUAUAUUUCUCAAUCAUUUGUUUAAUUGUUAUUCAUUUUUAUCUUGCCUAGCAAAGAUGAAAGGAAAACUAAGGGAUCCAAUCAUCCAAAUGACAUUUUUCCCUCAUCUGACACAAAUGCCAGUUUACCUUUGUAAGACUCUACUGUGACUAAUAACUUGCUCAGAUGACAGUCAAAUUUUGGUCACAGAUGCAUUGGGGGUAUGUUUAUGUUAUGAUGCUGUUGGAGGUCAUAUGGUAAGGUCAGUGGUCAUUUGAGAUCAUACUUAAGGUUAACCUGCAUUACUCUCUCUCUCUCUCUCUUGCCACAUAAUUCAGUGCAUAGUAUUGCAAUAGGAAGCAAAGUUGAGUUAUAGAUGCACUUUGGCUGAAUUCAUGUUAUUAUACCUUCUGAGGUCACAUGGUAAAGUCAAAGGUUAUUUGAGGUCGUGGUGUUUAAGGUGUCACACAUGUUUUUUAUUUCAAUUUUCAUAAGUUUUUGAAUUUGUAUGAUAUCAUGUGGAUUAUUGACUUAUGAUUAAAAUGUGGCAUACUCUUUUGCAUUCCAUUUUUUGACCUCUAUAGUUUUUAAGUGAAAAUGCAGAAAAACAUACCCAAAUUUACUAUAUUCCAUAACAAUGAUUAAUUGAUUAUUCUUGGUGUAUGUCCACUCUGGGCCCUUUGUAAAUACAUUACAGUUAGAAGGCUUGGGAUGUUAUGACAAAUAAAAACUCGGUUAUAUUUUCAUUUUGUUCCAUCAAUAACAACAUAGAGCUAUAAUAAUAAGCAAUAAGCAAUAAUACUACUAGUUCAGACUGUUCUGUAUCAGAUCUAUUGACUGACUCAGCAUUUCUUUUAUUUUGAUAGGGUUGGAAAACCAGGCUUGACGGAUGUGAUGGCAACUCGAACGUUGCUCAAAAUAAUGAAUGUUAUUCUGUUUUCGUAUAUUGUGUUUGACGAAGUUCAUGUUUGAAAAGCACUAAUCACAAAUUUAUGUUCACAGAUACAUAUAGUCCUUGUACCAGUCUUACAUGAAUACACCAAAUUUUGGUAAAUAAAAAGCAGAGCAUAAUAGAGCUUAUCGGUCAGUGGCAAAUUUUACAAAAUCUGAAGGAAAUCAAAGCCGAGUUGUUGUUUUUCCCUUUGUAAUAAAAUGAUCAUCACACCUUAAUUAUGUUGUUUCCUUUUUUUCAUACCAGGUCCCACGCGCCACUCUGUAAGGCUCCAUGCGCCACCAUUUAGAAUCUCUGCUUUAAGUCAUGCUUAAAUGUUGUCACACACAUAACAUGAAAGGCCCAAUAUCAAUUAUUACUGCGCAUUGAUUAUUGUGGUGCAUUAUAUACCACAUGCAACUGGAAUUUAAAUGCAGCUCUAAGUCACACUUUCCUAAGUUACACUUUAAAUCUUUGUGAACCCAUCCCCCCUCAGCUGUUUGCUUUAAUGUAUAUUAUAAUUGUCCAUUUCAUUUUUUAAUUGAUGUAUUAUUGUUGCCUUUUUGGAUGGAGUACUUGUUGAACUAUUCAGAGAACUUUCUGAGUAAAUAUCUGAAUGAAUUUUGUGUAAUAUUUGUCAAAAUAUAUUUAAUCCAGUACUAUAGCUUUGUAGACCACAAUAGAAAUAUAUGUAUAUGUUUGAAUUUUAUUUCAUAGGCAUUGUGAACUACAGAAUUUUAAUAUAAGUAUUUACAAUAAAUGUGUUUUAUGUAUCAAUGUGA
Lytechinus pictus (painted urchin) is the source of this 3894-nucleotide messenger RNA. Its product is annotated as pirin-like. Lineage: Eukaryota; Metazoa; Echinodermata; Echinoidea; Temnopleuroida; Toxopneustidae. Bases 379 to 1587 code for a protein of 402 amino acids. The transcript is spliced from 9 exons. Gene Ontology annotation, molecular function: quercetin 2,3-dioxygenase activity. Gene Ontology annotation, cellular component: nucleus. The record is from RefSeq and is a predicted model, not a curated record. Gene Ontology annotation, biological process: monocyte differentiation.